Messenger RNA from Neltuma alba, 553 nucleotides. Its product is annotated as cytochrome c oxidase subunit 6b-2. NCBI's taxonomy places the organism in Eukaryota, Viridiplantae, Streptophyta, Magnoliopsida, Fabales, Fabaceae. The record is from RefSeq and is a predicted model, not a curated record. Gene Ontology annotation, cellular component: respiratory chain complex IV; mitochondrion. The coding region runs from base 90 to 323 and encodes 77 amino acids. The transcript is spliced from 4 exons.
UUAGUUUCCUGCACAGAAUCAUUCUUAUUCCCUCCCCGAACGACGACUAUCUCUCGCUCAUUUCUUGAUCUCUGACUCUGUUCUCUCUCAUGGCGGAGAUUGAGCUCAAAACAGCGCCUGCUGAUUUUCGCUUUCCUACAACCAAUCAAACCAGACAUUGUUUCACUCGCUAUGUUGAGUUUCAUAGGUGUGUGGCAGCAAAGGGUGAAGGCUCAGGUGAUUGUGAAAGAUUUGCCAAAUAUUAUCGUUCCCUUUGCCCCGGUGAAUGGGUUGAAAAGUGGAAUGAGCAGAGGGACAAUGGAACUUUUCCGGGGCCCCUGUGAGGCAUUUUCAGAUCCCAGGAUACCCUUAAGAUUAUGCUGGUUGGUUUUGUCUGAUAAUUUGGUGGACUUAAAUGUUAAUAUGGUCAAGGUUGAUCAAUAAAGCUUUCUGUAUUUUCACUGUUGCAAGUUGACAAACUGUCAAAGCCCCCUUGUUUGAAGUUGAUUUGGUUCUGACUAAUGGAAUUGUUACUUUUGUUUGACACAUUUGAUUUUUAAGUUUUGCAGCUCCA